Branchiostoma belcheri (Belcher's lancelet) is the source of this 602-nucleotide messenger RNA. RefSeq names its product protein phosphatase 1 regulatory subunit 7-like. Gene Ontology annotation, molecular function: protein binding. The transcript is spliced from 6 exons. NCBI's taxonomy places the organism in Eukaryota, Metazoa, Chordata, Leptocardii, Amphioxiformes, Branchiostomatidae. The coding region runs from base 66 to 602 and encodes 178 amino acids. The record is from RefSeq and is a predicted model, not a curated record.
GUUGUGAGGCGCAUGUGUAAAUAGAGAGCGGUGUUUGAAAAGUGUUGAGGGAACAUGGCGUAACUAUGCGCAUUUCGCGCCAGAUGCUGCGUUCGAGGGCGGGGGUGUCGCCGAAGCUGGCAGAAUGGUUGGACUUGUCGGAUCUGGGAAUAGUCCUGCUGGAGAAGUUGAACAUGUGUCCACGGCUGCAGGCCCUGCUGCUGAGAGGGAACCACAUCGAGACAGUCCAGGGUCUGGAACCCUGCGCAAACAUCUGGUACCUUGACCUCAGCAACAACGGGGUGCGAUUUCUGGACGGUUUGUCGCGGUUCGUUGCCAUGGGAACCCUGAUCCUGUCGAACAACGACCUGACCUGGGAGGAGCUCGGCAAGAUCCGCCAGCUCCACAUCCUGGAACUCUAUCUCCAUGGCAACCAACAGAUGGAGAAGGACACCUACUACCGUAUCCAUGUAAUCGACUGCCUGCCUCAUGUGUGGAUGCUAGAUGGGAGACUCGUCACAUCUGCUGAGAGACUGCAGGUGACUCAGUUCUUCCAGGACUCUGCCCUGACAGAUCAUCCUGUGGUGAGGAACACUUUCUCUUCUUUAAAUUUCUUCUAUUAA